Penicillium diatomitis is the source of this 1488-nucleotide messenger RNA. RefSeq lists its product as uncharacterized. The transcript is spliced from 3 exons. Gene Ontology annotation, molecular function: hydrolase activity, hydrolyzing O-glycosyl compounds. The record is from RefSeq and is a predicted model, not a curated record. The coding region runs from base 1 to 1488 and encodes 495 amino acids. NCBI's taxonomy places the organism in Eukaryota, Fungi, Ascomycota, Eurotiomycetes, Eurotiales, Aspergillaceae.
AUGAGGACUUCAUCAACAUAUCACGCCCUCGGGCUACUCGGCCUGACUGUGCCAAGCUUGGCUGGUGUCGCGUCCUGUUCGGCCCCCAAGGCCGAUGCCAUCACCAUCAAGACCGACUCUAAGCUGCAAAAGAUCGACGGCUUUGGAUUCUCACAAGCUUUCACUCGCGCGGCCGAAUUUCAGGCGGCAGACCCCCAGCUGUCAAAGGCGGCGCUCGAUCUCUUCUUCGACAAGAAGAAUGGCGCUGGUUUCAGCAUCAUCCGCAAUUGGAUUCCCUCAUCUUCCAAUUACACAAUUGAGCCAAGCAGCCCAGGCUCUCCUUCCUCCACUCCUCAGUACCGCUGGGAUGGCUGGGAUGAGGGCCAGGUCUGGUUCACCAAGCAGGCCCGAAGCUACGGUGUGAAGACGAUCUAUGCCGAUGCAUGGAGUGCACCGGGCUUCAUGAAGACCAGUGGAGACGAGGCUAAGCCAGGAUUCCUCUGCGGUACUCCCGGUCAUGAAUGCGCCUCCGGAGACUGGAGACAAGCCUAUGCGGACUACCUUGUUCAAUACGUCGAGUUCUACAAGAAGGAGGGUAUCGACAUUACUCACCUGGGAUUCUUGAACGAACCCGAUUUCAAAAAUGAAUUUGAAGAAGCUGACCCGGUCGCCCUGGCGUCUAACAGGCCCUCUUAUUCCAACAUGCAGAUCAGUGACAAUGCCAGCGAAGCCAUUGACUUUAUUCCCAUCCUCCGCAAGACGGUCGACCAUGCCAAAUUGGACGUGAGCCUCACAUGCUGCGAUGCCACCGGCUGGGACAAGCAGGCCGAGUAUACCAAGGCCCUGGUCGCCGCCGGCAUGCAGCGUGAUCUCGACGUCAUCACCUCGCACAUGUACUCCAGUGACGCUACCUAUCCCCUCGAUACAAUUUUGCCCACCUGGAUCUCCGAGGCUGGUGUGGAGACCAGCAGUGGUCGAUUCGUGCCCACAUGGUACAGCACUGGCAAUGUCAACGAGGGACUUGCCUGGGCUAUUAAGAUUGCCAAGGGCUUGGUCGAUGCCAAUCUGAACGCUUACCUUUUCUGGGAAGGCUUCGAGAUCAACCAGCAGCAGUCGGCCAGCCACCUGCUCGAUGUCACCGGUCCUGACCAGAAGACCAUUCUCCCAUCUGGAAUCUUUUACGCGUUCAGCAUGUUCUCUCGCUUCAUCCGCCCUGAUGCUUACCGUGUCGCCAUUGAGGGUACUGACAAGCUCGCGAACGUGAUUACCGCGGCUUUCCAAAACAAGGACAAGUCUGUCAUUGUCGUGUUCACCAACACCGGGGCCGCGAGUCAAUCCACUGAGAUCUUGGUCCCUCCCCACCAGGCUGGCAGCAGUGCCAAGGCCUGGCUGACCGACAAUGACCACAAGAUCGAGAAGACCCCCGUGGAGCAUACUCGCACUAACGAUCACUCCAGCAUCAAGGUGAAUAUUCCCGCUCAUAGUGUGGUCACUGUCAAGUUUGCUUGA